Pelmatolapia mariae (spotted tilapia) is the source of this 2586-nucleotide messenger RNA. It is a transcript of the gene tnfrsf11a, whose product is annotated as tumor necrosis factor receptor superfamily, member 11a, NFKB activator. Gene Ontology annotation, biological process: positive regulation of bone resorption; ossification; lymph node development. The transcript is spliced from 10 exons. Lineage: Eukaryota; Metazoa; Chordata; Actinopteri; Cichliformes; Cichlidae. Bases 78 to 2030 code for a protein of 650 amino acids. Gene Ontology annotation, molecular function: tumor necrosis factor receptor activity; cytokine binding. The record is from RefSeq and is a predicted model, not a curated record. Gene Ontology annotation, cellular component: external side of plasma membrane.
GUCCGGGGAUCGGAUCUUUGUUUAUUGGCUAAUAAAGAAAAGUUUGCCUCAGAAGUCGUCUUUGUAAAUCAGUAGAGAUGAGAUUAAACUUUUCUACAAGCUGGAUUUUCCGCGGCUGGAUUACGUGUGUCCUUGUCACCUUUUACGCACAGAACGCAGAUUCCAAAUCUCAAUGUAAAGAAACACAAUACCUAAAAGACUCCAAAUGCUGCGACAAGUGUCAACCAGGCCAUUAUGUGUUUAAAGACUGCACUGAUACCGAUCAGACUUUAUGUCGUAAAUGCAGUUACGGAGAAUAUCAACCCAGCUUGAAUAAUGCCUAUCGCUGUCUUAAGCAGAAGUAUUGUGAUCCGAAUUUGGGUUUUAUGACAAAUAAUGAAAACUCGAUAGAAGAGGAGCAAUGUCGCUGUGUUGAUGGCUUCCAGUGUUACCCCAUCAACUGUGAGUACUGUGAGAAGAUACCCACCUGCCGACCUGGACAGGGACUUGAGACAAAGCAUGAUCAGAGGAAGGUGUGUGAGCCGUGUCUAAAAGGAUUCUUCUCUGAUAAGGACGAUGACGAACCGUGCAAACCGUGGACAAAUUGCAAGGCUGAUGGCAGCAAGCAGAUCAAGCAAGGCAGUGCUGAAGCCGAUGCAGAGUGUGGACAACGUGAAACGCCCAUUCCUAUGUCCUUCUGGGUGAUAGUUUCAGUCCUGUCAAUCAUUAUCAUUCUGUGUCCCCUCAUUCUGCUUCUCUUCUGCUACAAGGACAAAAUGAAGUUACUCUCUGUAAAUCUGCGAUCCUGUGUCCAGAAUCUGAAGAGGACCCGGAUACAACAGGAGACACUGGCUCCUCUUUACCACAGCGGAGCAGGAGGAGGAAUAGGAGGAGGUUCUGGUGCCUCAAAAUGCACGCCAUGUGAGGUGACCAAACUUAUCGACCAAGCACCCUCCAGCCCCGCUGACAACCCCUCGUGCACCUUGCCCAUCUCUGUUCCUGAUGUAAAGGUCUCUCUGCCCUUCAUAAAAGAGAUGACAGAGGAAGGAGGGACUGAGAGGAAAACACCAAUGGAGGAUCAGAGCAAAAGAUCUGGAGAACCAGAAGAGGUGUCGGAAGAAGAAGAGGUUGUGAGCGUGUCCCGGCUUUUGACAGGUUCUUGCAUGUGUGUCAUUCCUGUCCACGAGCCCCUGGAAGUAGGGGAGAAUGAGGACUGUAGCCAGGCUGUCAGCCCUGGAACACCGGGAUCGUGCUCAUGUGGAGGGCUAGAUGGAGAGAGGGAUGGAGGUGGAAGUGGGAAAGAAGCUAAAGAUGGAAAUCUCAAGAAAGUGUCCACGAGUCAGUUAGGUGUCGCACCGCUUGUUUCUCUUUCUCCUCCUCUCCUCCACACCUCCACCGCCGUCCAUUCAACCAGUCCGCUUCCUGAACUCUACCUGCCAUUGUCCCAGAUGUCGCCGGAGUUCAAAUUUCACCUAAAAGAGAGAUCGCCAACAAAAUGGGAGGGGUUGUACAGACUGAUGAGCACAGACUCCACAUCAACAGAACACAGUACGACCUCUGCGAUGACCUCGGUCACCCCCUUGUUGCCAUCCCCAUCUGUUGGAGAGCUCUACAUGGACAAGCCCCCUGAGGCCACAGGCCCAGAGCAGGACCAGGGAGUUCCCUGUGGGGACAGCAGAGACAACAAGCUCUCAUCACAGGAGUCAGAAUUGGAGUGCUCACCGGAGAGCCUUCAGAGUCAGCUGGCUGAUCCAAAUCUUACCUCAGGUCAGGUGUCUGGGAACCACAACACCACCUUCAUCUCCAGCGGUCAAGUGAUGAACUUUAGCGGUGACGUCAUUGUUGUCUGCGUCAGCCAGACGUCUCAAGGCAGCGACGAGGUGGAGCGGGAUGAUGGCUUCGGCAACCCUGUCCAGGAAGAAGCCACUGAGACUGCUCCAUUUUUUCAGAGCAGCUUGAGAUCACAAGGGGACUACAUUUCCCACUGUACUUUGCAAGAUGAGACACUGCCAGUCCAGGAAGCGAUGGAGGAGCAAUCACUGGGAAAGUGAAAAGCGGCCAGUGGCUUUGCUUUAUGUUUUAUGUCACUUCAGAGAUCAUCGCCAUAGUCCGGGCGCCUAUGUUAUCUUUUGAUUACACCAAUCAGCCACAACAUUAAACCCGCUGUCAGCUGAACUGAAUCAUGUUGAUUAUCUUGUUACAAUGCAAUGUUCUGCUGGGAAAUCUCGGGUCCUCUUCCAUUGACUCAUACCACCCACCUAAACAUCGUUAAAGAUCAGUCACAUCCCUCCAUGGCAACGGCAUCCCCUGACAACAGAAUUCUCUCCAACGGGACAGAGUGUCCUGUCACAACAGAAAAACUGCUCGACAACUUGGCAUAACAAAUGGCAGUCCAAUCAAAGAUCUGCUGAGUUAGCAAGAACAAGCCUGAUCUGCAGAGGCUUCAUUCCACAACCCACAGGACCCAAAGGACCCACUGGGCAGACACCACAGGACACCCUCAGUGGGCUCAUGUGCAUGCACAGCAGAGUUUUUUUUUUUUUUUCUUUUUGGCAGAACGGUGGAUUUAGUGUUAUGGCUAAGAGGUGUACAUCAAAUAAGUUAUAG